GCGGUCGGCGGAGCGGGGGAGUCGUUUUGCUGAAACACCGGCCGGAUGUGAAGGGUAGAAGGGAGCGAGCUGGUGGUGGCCCGAGGAACCUGCCUGGGACGGGGGCUGGCACAGUCAUGGAGGAUGAUCCGGCUUCUUCUGCCAGCAAGGCCCCGUCCCCGCUGAGCUGUAUCCGGAUGGUCCAGGCGGGCUGGUUGGAGAAGGAGGAUGCGGCCUGGGAGCAGAGCAGAAGCGUGCAGGAUCCAACUAUGAUGGGGAGCUCCCCGGGGCAACCCAGGAGUUCUCCCUCUCCUUGCCCACCCAGCCAGUACCAAGGGAGGCAUAGCACUGCAACCUGCCGGGACACUGAUGGGACAGGCCAGAACCAGAAUGGGGGAGAAGAGGAGGUGGUGUCCCCUCUGUGCCGGGAGCCACAGCCCCGCAGGCCGUUCCGGCGGAAGCACCGGCUGUACAUGAAGCUGGCCCCUGGCCAGGUCACUGUGUCCCCAAGCCAGGACCGCAGGCAGCCAACGACUGCCGAGGAGCCAGGGCCCUCCCAGGGCAAAAGGCUGCGGCUGCUGCGAGGCCAAGCCAGCAACUUCCGGAGGAAGAAAAGACCCUUGGAGAAUGGCCAGGAGGCAGGGCCUGGUGACGUGGGGCCCUCCCUCCCACUCCCCCAGUGCAGUGGGGAGGAGGGGCAGGACCCUGCACCGGAGGGGGAGGAGGAGGGGCAGGGCUUGGCAUUGAAGCGGGAGGAGGAGGAGGGGCAGGGCCUGGCAUUGAAGCGGGAGGAGGAGCAAGAGCAGGGCCUGGCAUUGGAGUGGGGGGAGGAGGAGGAGGAAGAGAAGAAGUUUGGCUCCCCCAGGCUGGCUGGGCCUGGCACCGCCCGCCCCAAGCCGGACUUCGUGCAGCUGAUCGACGAGCACGGGAUCUAUUCCACUGCCAAGCUGGUGCUGGGUGGCGCGGCGGGCGAGCUGGACGAGGGGGUGGUGCUGCCACCACACCUGAGGCGGGCAGGCCCCCAGCUGGAGAUCCGGGAGGUGAUCGUGGACGACAAGCCCUUUGCGUGCGGCGUGUGCGAGAAGACCUUCAAGCGGGCCUGGGAGCUGUUCAGCCACGAGGUGGUGCACAACGAGGAGCGGCCCUUCCACUGCGACCUCUGCGAGGCCUCCUUCAAGCGCCACUCGGACUUCAAGAGCCACCGCCUGGUGCACACCGAGGAGCGGCCUUUCCACUGCGAGAUGUGCGGCAAGAAGUUCAAGCGCUCGUCCAACCUGCAGGAGCACCGGCGCAUUCACACCGGCGAGCGCCCCUACCAGUGCGCCUGCUGCGACAAGAGCUUCAAGACGCCCUACGAACUGCAGCGCCACACGCUCACCCACUGCACUGAGAAGCCCUUCAAAUGCGGCGACUGCGGGAAGGACUUCCCCACCUCCAACUCGCUGCUGCUGCAUCAGCGCCAGCACUGCGACGACAAGCCCCACGUCUGCGGCGUCUGCGGCAAGAAGUUCACCUACGGCCACAGCCUCAAGGUGCACGAGCGGGUGCACACCGGUGACCGGCCCUUCGUCUGCCCCAUCUGCGGCAAGGGCUUCAAGCAGUCCAACGCCCUCUCCUCGCACGAGCGGGUGCACACCGGCGAGCGCCCCUUCGUCUGCAAGACCUGCGGCAAGGCCUUCAAGCAGUCGUCCUACCUGGUGAUCCACGAGCGCUCGCACACGGGCGAGCGGCCCUACAAGUGUGAGGUGUGCCAGAAGGCCUUCGCCCGGCCCUCCCUGCUGCUGCAGCACCACCGGGUGCACAGCGAGGAGCGCCCCUACAAGUGCAGCUUCUGUGACAAGUUCUUCAAGGACCUGGCCUAUCUGACGGUGCAUGAGAAAGUGCACACGGGCGAGACCCCCUACAAGUGCAGCGUCUGCGACAAGGGCUUCGCCCACCCCUCCAACCUGCUGCAGCACCAGCGUGUGCACCGUGACGGCUGACCCGACUCUUGCUCCAACGUGCCCCGCCAGGGAGUGCAUCCCAGGCUACGUGCAGCUCCCAGUGGGUGCCGCCCUGGCUGGGCCCUCAUGGGAGACAGCUGCCAGCGGGCACUGUGCCGGCCAGGGGGCCCAUGGAGACUACAUCUCCCAGUGUGCACUGCGGUCCCUCGUGUGUCAGGGUGAAGCAGUGCAUGCUGGGAGGAGCAUUUCAGCUAGCCACACCCCCUCACGAUAAGGGGCGAUGAAAGCUCCUAUGUGCGCAUCGGGUAUGGGCUAUAGGUCUGCGGAGGGCUGGGUUGCCCUGGCCUGAGUCACUGCUUUGCUCCAGGGCCCGGUGACCCUUCUCUGGGCAUUCCCUGGAGCUCGGGGAAAGGGAAGAAUGGUUGGCUCCUCAGCAUCAUGUCCCCUGGGAGGGGUUUGCUCCAUGCCUGUCAUGGGGGCUGGGCUGGAGAGAGAGAAGUCAGGUCGGACAGCAGGGAAAAGCCCCCUGAGCUCUACCCGUCUGCUCAGCAGGGCAACGCUAGAUCCAGCUGGGGGGAGCUCCCCCUCCCCACAGGGAGCUGCAGUUUGGUGAAUACUGAGCAGGGGACCAGACUGUCUCCUCUGUGCUCCCUGGCUGGGAAGGGGUUUGUGAGCCCCACCUCUGUGCCAUCGCCCCAUGGCAGCCUCCCGAGAGGGUCAACAAACAGACUGGGCACAGCCAGGGCGGCCCCUCGCCAGGCCCCUUGGGGAUGCUCCAUCAGCAUCCCUGUGGCCCAGGAUUCCUCUCCUUGGAUAGCAUGGUCCCUGCCAGGGGGUUGAGAGCUGGCAACUCCCCGAGUAGCUGGGAGGGGCUCUCUGGGCUCCUGGGUGAGCCCCAGGGGAAUGGGAAAACAGGCUCCUUCUCGGUCAGCAACAGAGCUCCCAGCUGCCUCCAGCUGAGCGGAGCUUAUGCUCGCUGCACACCUCCGACUCAUUCCCCCACUGCAAUGGGGAGUCCCAUCCACCCGGUUUAGGAUGCUGGGUUGCUUUCUUGUGGGAACUGAACCCACAGGGCAAGGGCUGGGUCGCAGCCCCUCCUCUCGUCUGGCACCUGCAGCCCGUAGGCGCUGGGAUGUGCAUGUGACCAAGUCGCACCCAUCGCUCCACAGACAGAAGGGGAGGUAACGGGAUCAGCUCAAACCGUUUCUCCCCUCUUGGUGUCACAAUAAGAAAACAAGUUACACUAGAUCCAGAGCGGGCUCUCUCAGCCUGCACUAAGUGUGAAUGCGCCAGAAUGGCGUACAAUGUGAAUUGCAGCCCAGAGCCACUUGCUGCUAGCUGGUGCGAGGCCCACCCCGAUGUGCUGUCUGCUCUGCUGGGCUGGAGGGCUCCCUUGGGGACUGGUGAGUUGGCGCGGGGGAGUUCUCAGCUCUGAGUGCCCCUUUGGAGACACAAGAAGGUACAAAGAGGGGUUGAAUGAGGCCCCCCUUGCCGGGCUGGUUCCUGGCCCCUCUGUCCUGGGAAAGCAGGAGUUAAAGAUGCCAGUUGUGCCAGACUGCAGAGCUGUGGAGCCGGCGGGAGUUUAGGGGGCCGUGCUAGCUGAGUUAGAGCCUGGCCUCUGGGUGACCCACAUGAGCCGAGGGGCGGCUGGCACCGGGCCGUGCCUGCCCAGCACAGCAGCUUGUUCUCAUGGGAUCCUGCACUGCCUUUUGUUACGGAGCGGCCGGGCCGCCCGUGGACAGUACCUCACCCUGGGGAGGGGCUUUCCUGCGUUAGCACCAGUCCCAGGGAGUGUCACCCUGCUGGAGCUCUGGUCACAGGUGUUCCCAUCUGUGCUGAGUUACACCGGGCAUGGUGUCAGUCACCUCGGCCCUCCAGCCCCCUUCGUGGCAGGACCUGGCUAGUGAGGACGAGGUUCAGUUGCAGCCGUUGGGUGCUGUUGGCCCCUGAGGGUGGACCCAGAGCCAGCAGGCCUGGCUGUGUGGGGAGUAGGCAGCAGAAUGUGUCCCCACCACCUCUGUGCUAGUCCUGAGGGAAUGUAGACGGGGCUGUGGGGUCCUUGCCCUUGUGUCACACAGCCCUGUUCUGGGGGAUUAGGAGAUGUGGAGCCAGUUCCUCAAAUGGCCAGUCCUCCUACAGGGACAGCACAGAUGGGCCCCCUUUCCUGCACCCAUUUAACUCAUGCCAACAGGACGCUGGGAGGGGAGUCCCCUGGUUAAUGCCUUAGCAGCCUUGUCCCAUUUGGGGCUGAGAGAGCUCCUGAUCCAUCUGCCUCUCCAAGCCUUCUGAGGAGACCCUCAGGGAACCCAGCUCAGGCCCUUUCCUGCCCUUAGCUCUCCCCAGGGCACACAGUGUGUCCCUCACCCCCUGUGAAGUUCCCUUUUAGAACAGGAUCAAUGAGGCAGGUGCCCCCCCUGCAGUACCCCCUUCUCUGCUCAAAUUGGGUGCGUUCCUGUAGCUAAGGCUGCUCAGAGGGACCCCCAAGCAGAGAAAGGGCAAGAAUGUGUGAGAUGGGACCAGCGGAGCCAUGUGUGUAGUAGCAGAAGGGUUUACAGCCUCCCACUCCAGGGGAGCAGGGUGUGGGGUGAGCCAGGUUCUCCUGGGGCUGCUGAUUGCGCCCAUCAGCCAGCAGUUCUCUCCAGGGCUGAGUUUUGGGGCUGAGUGGGGGGAGGGUUACUGCUAGCGUGGGAAGAGCCUGGGGGGCAGUCCAGAACAGGCCACUCCCCAAUUCAAAGGGCUGUAGCUGAGGUGAAGACUUGCUCAGACACACAGCUCCUGCAGGGCGGGUGGGAGUCGUGCCAGCCGGUGCUGUGCCUGCGAAGAGAUGCCUGCUGGCUCUGGCCACCCAGCAGCAGGGCACCUUGCUGCCCAUGGGUCGUGCCAUGCAGCAGGGAGCUCGGCGGAGCAGAGGCAGGAUCACGUUCGUUACAGUGGUGCCUAGGGCUCUGUCGUGCUGGGCGCGGUAUGAACUAAGGGGCAGUCCGGAUGUGUCCUGCUGGCCUGCUGCAAGAUACCCUGCAAGAGCCCAGUUGCUGGGGUGAGGGGCAGGGAGGGAGCUGAGGCAGGUGCAGCUGGCUGGUGGGGCUGUUCCCCCGCAAGGGGCACUGUCCCCAUGGGGUUGGUGCCACUUAAUGGGUGGCCCAGGGAUGGAUGGAUGCUAGGGACAGGUCGGUGAGCUGGGCCCACCUAGAACCUGCUGCAGGGAGGAGUAACUUGCCCUGUUGCUGGCGAUGGGAUGUUCUCCUGUCGCGCACACACCCCUCCAGCCUCUGUGGGGUGCAUACGGGAUGUGACCUGGCAGGGGAAGUGGCAGCACUGGGCUCUGCCCCAGGGAGCAGCGGGUAGAGCAAGUCACCCACGCCGUGUCCAGGGAGUUCACCUGACAGCUGCAGCCUGUCGCUGUGUGCUGCAUCCCCGUGCUGUGGUGGCCGUGCCCUGCUCCGUUUUAGGCAGUGAGGUGUGGCCCGGUGGGUUGGCACUUGGCAGUGUGCGGCCCAUGGUCUGAGGGCACUGUGUUCACGCUGUAGUGGGCAUGUUUGGUUCAGCAUGUGCCACACCCAAUGCGUAUAGAUUCCAAACACUAAUCCCCACCCCUCCGCAGGGGCCGGGCCUAGCUGUUGGGUGCCCAGGCCUUGUCGGGGCUGCCCAUCCACAGCUGGUUGGCAUCUGCAGGGCCUGGCUGAGGACACUAUCCCAGCAUGCCUGGGGCCCAUUCCUUCCUUCAGGAAGUUGGGGGCAGGGCAGCCACUGGGCACAGAUAAUUAUUUAAGUGGUCAUGGGACAUUUCAAGUUCCUGGGCAGGUCCUGCAUCGCCUGCAGCCAGGAAGGAGUGUGGGGUGGAGGGAAUGGGCCCUGCCUGUGCCAGAAACUCAUCCAGUCUCGGGGAGAGUCAGGUGCCUCGUCACUACACCGCUGGGCCUGCCUGCUUCACGGGGCAACUGCCGGGCAGCGUCUCUGGGCUCCGGCUGCUGCUAAGCUCCGCUCUGGUUCCUGUGGACUUACUGCUGUGCCUGCCCAUCAGCAGGGGGAGGAUGGGGAAGGACCUUUCCCGGAGAAGGUCACACUGGGGGCUAGCAAUCCCCUGCACCCAGACUCACCCUGCAUCUGUGCUGGCCUGGAGGUGCCUGGCUCCACACUAAACUCCCCAGCACCGAAGCCAUGGGACUCUGUGCGUGGACUCUCAUUGUCCUGGGUCCCCCUUUUGUAUUACUACUGUAGGGAAGGGUGGGGGAUCCCCGCUCAGCUCCUCGACACUAAUUACAGGACAGUUAUUUAA
Molecule: messenger RNA, 6198 nt
Organism: Caretta caretta (loggerhead turtle)
Lineage: Eukaryota; Metazoa; Chordata; Testudines; Cheloniidae
Biological process (GO): regulation of transcription by RNA polymerase II
Molecular function (GO): RNA polymerase II cis-regulatory region sequence-specific DNA binding; DNA-binding transcription factor activity
Source: RefSeq, a predicted model, not a curated record